This is a messenger RNA of Lodderomyces parapsilosis, 4497 nucleotides long. Its product is annotated as serine/threonine protein kinase. Gene Ontology annotation, biological process: protein phosphorylation. The transcript has a single exon. Gene Ontology annotation, molecular function: ATP binding; protein kinase activity. Bases 1 to 4497 code for a protein of 1498 amino acids. The record is from RefSeq and is a predicted model, not a curated record. Lineage: Eukaryota; Fungi; Ascomycota; Pichiomycetes; Serinales; Debaryomycetaceae.
AUGUCGCAUUCGUCUCCUUCACCGAUAUUAGUCUCAACUGCAACACAGCAACCACUACAAUCAAAGGCACCGUCACAGUCACAGUCACAGCAUCUGUAUCUUCACCUGCACCUGCAUCAACAACAACUUCAUCCUCCUCGUUUAGAUCACAAUUUCAGUCUACAAAGUGAGUCUACUUCCCAAAAACAACAACCACAUCUGCAGCAAUCAAUCACUCCAUCCACUCCUCACAGUCAAAUGUCGAAGUUGGAUCCCCCAUUACUAGCAACAAAAACUACACCUUCGACAUCUAGCAACACCUUAUUUGCAGGAGACGCUUAUCUUCAGCGAAAACUUGAAUCAAAAUCACCCACAUUUGGUCUCAAACCACUGGAAAUUUCUGGAAAAAGCACACCUCGAGAUAAUCUAAUCCAUCAUAACUUACCAAGACAAGCCCAAACCGAACAAUCAUCACAACAAUGUUCACCAUUCUCUACUCCCAAACGAUUAUCAUUUGAUCACAUGAGUCAGAAUAAUGGCCACUCAAACUUGCAUUAUGGAAACCAUCAGUCUGGACACAUUGACAGGGAUCCCAUUUCACCUCGUCAGCUAUCAUCCACGGACAAUGACGCAAUGAAUAAAUUACAUGCCAAAUUGGAGCACACGAGGGAUAAAAACAACAGCAUCACUACCACUACCACUACCGCCUCUCAUCCAAUAUUCAGACUUCGAUCUCCUCAACCACCUCCGCAAUCACCAUUAGCACACACACAACUUUUAUCACCUCUGCAUUCACAGCUAUAUUUAAACACCAAUUCGAGACCUUCAACGCCGUCUGGGUAUGAUUCACCAGUCAAAGAAACUAAACGUGUAUUACUAGAAUAUGACCCUAUAACAAGAAGAAAAGUGUUGAACACUUAUGAGAUUUUAAAAGAAAUUGGAAGAGGUGAACAUGGAAAAGUCAAGUUAGCCAAGGAUCUAAUCAAUAAUGAAUUAGUUGCCAUUAAGAUUGUCAAUAGAAAAUCGAAAAAGGAACGACCUUCAUUGAGGAUACGAAAUAGCAAUAAUGGCAAGACAAGUAGCAUCAGUGAACACGAAUUAAAAAUUAAAAGAGAGAUUGCCAUUAUGAAAAAAUGUCGACAUAAGCAUAUCGUCUCAUUGAAGGAAGUUUUGGAUGAUAUAAGCUCCUUCAAGAUUUAUCUCGUGUUGGAGUUUAUGGAAAAGGGUGAAAUCAAAUGGAAGAAGCUUCAACAAGAUAUAAUUCAUGGAAAAAAUCAACUGGAAAAUGACUGCAGUGAUCUGGAGAUACCUUGUUGUGGACGACAAAGUGGAGGCGCACCUCGCCAACCACAUCAUCGGUUUUCCACUGAAGAAGAUUUACUUUCCAACGAAUUCAGUCCCAAUUUGACAUUUAGACAAUCAAGAAAGAUUUUUAGAGACGUUUUAUUAGGAUUGGAGUAUCUUCAUUUGCAAGGGAUUGUACAUCGAGAUAUCAAACCAGCAAACUUGUUGGUAUCAUCGGACAACACAGUUAAGAUUAGUGAUUUUGGUGUUUCAAUUGCUUCCUCCUUGAUUGAGGAAGAUCAAGGGAUCUUGGUUAAUGAGUUGGAUUUAGCGAAAACUGCCGGAACACCAGCAUUUUUUGCUCCUGAAUUAUGCCAACUCGAUGGGGAGGAGGAUGAUGACAAUGAUGGCGAUGGCAGCAACAGCAGCGAUGGCGAUACCACCGAUGCAUCAUCCACUAAAAAAUCACCCAGGAUUGACUACAAGAUUGACAUUUGGGCGCUAGGUGUAACAUUGUAUUGUUUAUUAUUUGGAAAAGUCCCAUUCAAUGCUGAUUCCGAGUUUGAGCUUUUCAAUGUGAUUGUUAAUCAGCCAUUACAAUUCCCACCUGAUAUUGAAUCUUUCAAUUCUCCAGGAUGGGUUACUGAAGAAGAAUUUGAACUUGCCAAAGAUUUGUUGUCGAAGCUUUUAAAGAAAAAGAGUUUCGAAAGGAUUACAAUACAAGAGAUUAAAGAGCAUCCGUUUACACUCAUGGACCUCGACAAUAAUCUUGAAGCAUUGCAUGAAUUGUUUAAUUUGAAUUCGUCAACGGCAAACAGUCCCUUGGACUUUAACUUGAGCGAUCAAGAUAUUGUGACUAAUGAUGAGAUUGAAAACGCUAUAAUUGGUUGUGGAACUAGAAUCAAACGAAGUUUGGUUAAAGCAAUCAAAGCCGGUGGCAUUAAGGAUUCCGAGUUGAAGAGUAAAUUUCAAGCUUUGCAAAUGGAACAUUCCAAGAGUGAAUCCAGCGAUGAAUCUUCAAGUGGGUAUUCAACAUUCAAUUCAAGCUAUAAAUUGAGCUCAUUGCCGCACAAUACCCACUCUGUAAUCUUGUCUGAACAGCCAAUGGUUAUUUCAUCACCAUUGCAAUUGAAUGGCGAAGAUGCACGACCAACAAAGACGAGAUCGAGAACUGAUUCAUUCACACAUAAUCCUCAUGUGCCGUCGCAUUUAUCACAACAGGUUUCUAGCAAUUCAAGCUCGCCAGUUUCGGUACAAACACCAGUUGCAAUUUCUGGAUCUAAUGGAAGUCAUAGAGAUGGUUCAAAGAGCUUGCUUCAUGAACGUCUAGACUCACAAAGUGGUACUCCCAGUAGACGUGGAAGCUUUGCCCGUAAAAGUUUCAUCCACGACAUUAUUGAAUCACACAGUGGAGCAUCCAGCAGAAGAGGUAGUGCUGCUGCCAUUCCAAUUGUUGAAGCGCCACAAAUUGAAACGAAGCGGAAUGUUGGUGGUAAUUUAUAUUUGAAAAAUCAAUCCAUUGUCGAUACAUUCAAAGGUAUACAAGAGCAAGACGAUAAACGGAGACGAUCAAGUUUGUUUUCCAAUAAUAUUGGGACAUCAAACAAGAAUUCGAUAUCACAAGAUGUGCACUCCAAUCAAUCAUCGCUUGGACAACUGGUGUACACCAACCAAUCAUCGUCACCACAACUCCCACAACUACCCCCACAACAACAACAACAACAACAACAACAACAACAACAACAACAACAACAACAACAACAACAACAACAACAACAACAACAACAACAACAACAACAACAACAACAACAACAAAAGGAGACGUCUUCUGCGCUUGUUACUCCAAUCCCAGUACCCGCAGUAAAACCAAAUUUUGAAUUUUUCCGCAAUACCGGUUUGAAGCUGGAUGAUUUGUCAGACACUGAUCCGACCCAAGGAGCCAGACGUGAACUGCAGUUGUUUAAAUUCAUUGAUAAAACAACAGACAAUCUGGUUGAAGGUGACCCUAUUGGAUCAUCAUUUAUGUCAUUACCAUUGACCGGCAGUUUUGCGUCCUUGGAUAGUAUCAAUGAUGAAGUGUUGCAUUUGAAGUAUAAACCAGUAACCAUUACCGAUCCAAAUGAGGAGCGUCCUAUUACUUCGUUGAGGAAGAGAUCAAGUUUUUCCGAUUCAAACUUGCUCAAGAAUGUUACGAAUCCUACAGCUGAUUUGAAUAACAAAUUCGAGUCAUUCAACUUGGAAGACCUGAUGAAUGUUGGUAAACAAAGUAGGGGUGCGAAGCGAUUGAGUGAUGAUGAUGGAGUUGCACCCGGAGCUAAACCAGUGAUUUCAUUGACAAGACAAUCAAGUAGUGAGUCGUAUUCUUCGUAUUCUUCUUCCUCCAGUGGCUGUUCCAACAAUGAUUCUGCCGCUGAAGAAGAUGAAGAAGAUGAUGAUGAUGAAGAGGAGGAUGAAGAGGACUCCAAUGAGGACUCCGAUGAGGAUUCCGAUGAGGAAAACCUAACACUCGCAUUCCACUCUAAAGUGACACCAACAAGAAGACCUCCAUUUUUAUCAAUUGGUCAACGUUCUAAAUCGCAUGAUUCAAGGUUACCUUAUAUCGUUUCACGAGGUGAAUCUGUAGGUGAUACCACCGACGCUGUCAUAUUUAAUAGUGACUCACACGAUUUUGAAGAUGUGCCUAUGGAUUUGAUUGAUUCCACCACCCCAGAUAAUGCAUCUAGGUCCACUGUACAAUCUAUUCAGUUCAAGCAAGGGCCACCAUCAUCACAAGAGCACAGCAGCACCGGCUCAUCAUCAAAGCAUCUCGAUCCAUCAACAAUACCAUCAAUACCGUCACCACAACGGUCGUCUCAACUGCAGCUACUGCAAUCGCCACGACGCCCACAACUGUCGGCUGCCAAGAGCAACGACGACAAGAAGGCCCAAUUCUUGGCUCAAAUAACUGCAUCACAACAGAAACAACCACCAUCAACACCUCAAGCCAUACUUCGUGAAAACAUUUUCCAUCAUCAAUUCAAUAAUCAUUACAACAAGGCACCAGUAUAUUCAAACUUUCCCAAUUCGAACCAUUUAGGCAACAACCCUCAACAAAUUGUGGAAUCAUCCGCAAAAAAGUAUAAGCAAAACCGCCCCAAUUAUUAUCGCUCCAAUUCUGUUGCCGUGGGGAUUUUGCAACAUACACUGGAUGAAAUGUUGGAGGAUAUGAUUGAACAAAGAAAGGAGAAGGCGUGA